AAUGAGACAGUCGAUGAGUUUCUCAAGCGCCUACCACCAAGAACUACAAUAACUAGUAAUUGGAUUUGGGUGACCUGCCCUAUCCUCAAAGGCAAAGGCAAGGCAGCGGAGCCAAUACACGCCCCAGGAUUGGAAGAGUCACCCGAAGAGAUGAUGGGCCGUGCUCGUGCUCUUUUAAGCCAGUUCGCUGCUGAGAAGGAGAAACUCGUCAGCGCCUAUGCAAAUUCCACGCAGUCAACCAUUACCAGAAAGUUGGGUCCUUUGAGGGAGCGACUCAAGGAAGACAUAUUAGAUCUUGCGGUGGGUAGCGGAGUCACCAACGGCAAAUGGAUGCUCUUUCCAAAGCCCGAAGAUGUCAACAGGGUGUGGAAGCUCGUUGCUGAAGCGGUGGUCGACGGCAGGUUGGGCGAUACAGCUAAAGUCGCCCCAGCAGACCCGCCCGAUCUCUUUAGUGCCGUCCAGAAGCAGAAAGCAAGUCAUCUGAUUUGUGUCUACACCAGCGACUUUUCUGAUCUCGAAGAUGUCAGGGGAGUGCUCGAAGAAUUGAUUGAGCUCGGCCUUGCUCCGUGUGCUGCCGACGGCGCAAUUUACUACAAGACCGAUGCCUACACCUACCUCGACAUCGACUCCUCAAAUUCUUAUGGCCUGAAAGCAAGUCUUUACUCUAGCAAAGACAUCAUA
Aureobasidium melanogenum CBS 110374 is the source of this 681-nucleotide messenger RNA. Its product is annotated as DUF1917-domain-containing protein. The record is from RefSeq and is a predicted model, not a curated record. Lineage: Eukaryota; Fungi; Ascomycota; Dothideomycetes; Dothideales; Saccotheciaceae. The transcript has a single exon. The annotation marks the transcript as partial.